ACUUAAAUCGUCAAAUAAAAUACUCCAUAAAUGCUUUGUUUUUAUUUGAGAAUUUAAAGUUAAAAAUUUAAAAUUAAAGAAAGAAGCUUUUUCUUGCUUUCCAUCAUACCUUCCAAUGCUAAAAGUCGACACCUUUGUGAUUCAUUUUUACUCCACAACAGAAUUUGGUUGACUCCUUUUCUUUUCUUUUCUGUUCACGGUCCACGACAUCUUUCAAUGUUCAAACCACACUUAUUUAUCGAAAUUGCUUCCAUAGGUUUUGUUUUGCUUCCAAGCUUUGAAUCCAGCUGCCAUGGCGGAGAGUAGUGGCGUUGGAACACUGCAUCAACCCGCUCAAGAAGAUGACCAAAAUCUGCACGCCAUCUUUGAUCAGAGAUAUGAAAGAGAAGAAGCCACGUUAAUGCCACCCAGACGCCCAAAUCUCUCAUCCUUGGAAAUACCUGAAAGAUCUUUGGAAGCUGCAUUGUCUGAUUUCACAAGGAUAGACAUCCCCAGUCCCAGUUCUACCAGAGCAGGACUGCCUCCGAGACCCAGUUCGGCGAAACUUAAAUCAUCUGUUAAGAACAUGCUUUCUCAGAAGAGCUUCAGGGGUAAAAUCCCAUCUCAGGAAACUGAAAAAACAGUUCUUAUUAUACCAGACGUGCCCCAUUCAGACAAGCCUUCAACUUCAAGAUCAUUUUCCUUAAACAAACUUUUGUUUUCCCCAUCAACAAAAUCAGUACAUUCUUUACCUGUGACACCAACGACAGUGGCUGAUCCUAAGCCCUCACUGGAAAAUCAUGCGGAUCUUCAAUCCAAAACUCUUCAACCUGAAGCUACGAAAUUCAUGAAACGCUCUUUUUCAGUUCCAGUUAAUGUUAAAACCAGAAGCUUGAGGCGAACAGAAUCAUCUGGAGGUUUGAUACGUGUGAUAUCAAAGCACCAUCACCCUACAACAGUGGAAAAUGCCUCCCCUGAUAUAUCUCCCGAAACAGAAGAUGCCAUAGAAGAUGCUGGGGAAGAUAUUCCCGAGGAAGAGGCUGUUUGUAGAAUUUGUUUAAUAGAGCUUGGAGAAGGGGGUGAAACACUGAAGAUGGAGUGCAGCUGCAAAGGAGAGCUUGCGCUUGCCCACCAAGAGUGUGCUGUGAAGUGGUUUAGCAUCAAAGGUAAUAAGACCUGUGAUGUUUGUAAGCAGGAUGUCCGUAACCUCCCAGUAACGUUACUGAAAUUACAAAAUCAUCCUAAUGUUGUACGAAGACCACCUGUUGCACCACAACAAAGGGAACCGACUCGUUACAGGGUCUGGCAGGAUGUGCCUGUUCUCGUCAUGGUCAGCAUGCUUGCAUAUUUCUGCUUUCUGGAGCAGCUUCUGGUAGCUGACAUGGGACCUCGAGCACUCGCCAUUUCUUUGCCUUUCUCUUGUGUUUUAGGUCUCCUAUCAUCCAUGAUAGCAUCUACAAUGGUGAGCAAGAGUUACAUAUGGGCUUAUGCUUCUUUCCAGUUUGCAAUAGUGAUCCUAUUUGCUCAUAUUUUUUAUGCCGUGCUCAAUGUCAAUCCUAUUCUUUCCGUGUUGCUUUCCUCUUUCACUGGGUUUGGGAUUGCGAUCAGUACCAAUUCACUUCUCGUGGAAUACUUAAGAUGGAGAGAAAGCCGUCAUCCCCAGUCCUUACCACAACAAAUAAGCAGUGGUGUACAGUCCCAUCGACAUGAACAAAGACACCACCAAAACAGGCAGCAUCAUCAUCAUUAUCGGGCCCAACAUAGUGAUCCAAGUAAUCAAGCACUGCAAACUCCAGUGACACUCACAACACCCGCGGGGUCAUCAGAAAACACAUGAGAAGCAGGGAAUGCAGCUGAACAUUUUAGGCAAAGAUUGAAAGCUUGAAGAAGGCAUUUUGAACUGAGAUGUAUCUAUUUUACACGAAACUGAAGGGUUCAGAUGCUCGGCUGGGCAGCUAUUGUAAAUUAGCAAUGUUCUUCAUGGAUCUUAGUUGGAAGAGCUAUUAUAUAUAUAGUCUGCAAUCAGGAUAUUGUAAUUUUGUUAACCAGCCAAAUAUAAAAUUCAAUGAGGUUGGAAGUUAA
This is a messenger RNA of Salvia miltiorrhiza (redroot sage), 2061 nucleotides long. RefSeq lists its product as uncharacterized. The record is from RefSeq and is a predicted model, not a curated record. Gene Ontology annotation, molecular function: zinc ion binding. Lineage: Eukaryota; Viridiplantae; Streptophyta; Magnoliopsida; Lamiales; Lamiaceae. The transcript is spliced from 8 exons. The coding region runs from base 293 to 1816 and encodes 507 amino acids.